AUGGGUUUCCAUCUUUUCAUCUUUCUUGCUCUCCUCACCAUCCCCAAAUCAGAAGCCACUGCCAACCGGACUGAUCUACAUGUGGCCAUGGCCGAAAUGAGAUCAAAGUCUUACUAUAGUUUCGUAAUGCUUCUAGAGUUGCUGCACAGCAAUGGUAGCCAACCACAACUAAGUGGGGAAGUAACCUUCUUGAUGCCAGAAGACAGAAAACUAUCCGAGUUCUCCGUCUCCGUGAGCUCCCUCCGAAAUUUCAUACUAAGUCAUACGAUCCCAACCCCUCUCAACUACAACGAUUUUCUACAUUUCCCUACAGGGACCCUUAUCCCAUCUGGCAUCCAAACCAGGAUGAUUACUAUCCAGAACCACGGCCGGUCGAAUUUCUUGGUUAAUAACGCCCAAAUUGUAGCACCUAAUGUUUGCCAAAGCUCUUCCAUAAGGUGCCACGGGAUCGACAAAGUCAUUGAAUACUAG
This is a messenger RNA of Nelumbo nucifera (sacred lotus), 471 nucleotides long. The record is from RefSeq and is a predicted model, not a curated record. Lineage: Eukaryota; Viridiplantae; Streptophyta; Magnoliopsida; Proteales; Nelumbonaceae.